This is a messenger RNA of Chaetomium strumarium, 447 nucleotides long. Its product is annotated as ankyrin repeat protein. NCBI's taxonomy places the organism in Eukaryota, Fungi, Ascomycota, Sordariomycetes, Sordariales, Chaetomiaceae. The record is from RefSeq and is a predicted model, not a curated record. The transcript has 3 exons. The coding region runs from base 1 to 447 and encodes 148 amino acids. Gene Ontology annotation, molecular function: protein binding.
AUGGGCGGUCAUGUCAAUGUUGCGGCGCACGAUAGUCAUGCGGAGGUGGUCAAGCUGCUUGUGAAGAAGGGUGCCGACUUCAAGGUAGCCAACAGCUACGGCUCGACACCAGUCAACUCUGCUGCAGACAAUGGCUACCUGGACGUAGUCAAGUUCCUGGUGGAGAAGGGCGCCGAUAUCACACUGGCCAACGACGACGGCUGGACGCCAGUCAACUCUGCAUCAUCCUGCGGCCACCUGGAAGUGAUCAAGUUCCUGAUGCUAGUCAACUCUGCUGCAAACCAAGGCCCCCCGGAGGUGGUCAAGUUCCUAGUGGAGAAGGGCGCCAACCUUGAGGUAGCCAACAACGCCGGCUGGGCAUCAGUCAACGCUGCUGCUAACAAUGGCCACCUGGAGGUGGUCAAGUUCCUGGUAGACAAGGGCGCAUGUGACGGAAGGAACAUUUAG